Larimichthys crocea (large yellow croaker) is the source of this 2886-nucleotide messenger RNA. Its product is annotated as multidrug and toxin extrusion protein 1. Gene Ontology annotation, cellular component: membrane. Gene Ontology annotation, biological process: xenobiotic detoxification by transmembrane export across the plasma membrane. The record is from RefSeq and is a predicted model, not a curated record. NCBI's taxonomy places the organism in Eukaryota, Metazoa, Chordata, Actinopteri, Sciaenidae. Gene Ontology annotation, molecular function: xenobiotic transmembrane transporter activity; antiporter activity.
CCCAAAACCUGCGCGCGAGGUGGAAGCAGUGGCACAAGUCCGUCCUGUCUGUUGAGCCCUCUAUAGUUCAGUCAUGGACGGUCCUGGUAAGGCUAAAUACACGGAGGGAGUGAAAGAUGUAAAAGCAGGUGAAGCGGCUUCUUCUACUCGGAGCUCCGGUGGAGGCUGCGGCUCUUGUCUGAAGAGGAUGGUGGGCUUCAUCCCGCUGGAGUACCGGAGAGAGCUCGUACAAGUUUUCAAACUAGCUGGACCAGUGGUCAUUUCUCAGUUGAUGAUCUUCAUGAUCAGUUUCAUCAGCACUGUGUUCUGUGGACACCUGGGAAAAACUGAACUUGCUGGAGUGUCAUUAUCAAUUGCAGUGGUUAAUGUGACCGGUAUUUCCAUUGGCACUGGUUUGUCGUUAACUUGUGAUACCCUCAUAUCUCAGACCUAUGGGAGCGGUAACUUGAAGCGUGUGGGCGUCAUUCUCCAAAGGGGGAUUCUGAUUCUGCUGUUGGCCUGUUUCCCCUGCUGGGCCAUCCUCAUUAACACUGAACCUCUCUUACUCGCUGUCAGACAGAGCACAGAGGUCGCCCGACUCACCCAGCUGUAUGUGAAGAUCUUCAUGCCUGCUCUGCCGGCUGCUUUUAUGUACCAGCUGGAAGGAAGGUAUCUUCAAAAUCAGGGAAUUAUAUGGCCUCAGGUUGUAACCGGAGCGAUUGGAAAUAUCUGCAAUGCAGUCAUCAACUACAUCUUCCUGUUUCGUCUGGAUAUGGGUGUUGCUGGAUCUGCAGCUGCCAACGCUAUCUCACAGUAUUUUCUGGCUGUGAUCUUAUACGUUUACAUCUGCUGGAGGGGUCUGCAUAAGGCCACAUGGGGAGGUUGGACCAUGGAAUGUUUGCAGGAGUGGGGUCCCUUCGUCAAACUGGCCAUCCCCAGUAUGCUUAUGCUCUGUCUGGAAUGGUGGACUUUUGAGAUGGGAGGAUUUCUCGCUGGAAUGAUUAGUGAGGCUGAGCUGGGAGCUCAAUCUAUAGCAUAUGAGCUUACAGUUGUCGCAUACAUGUUUCCACUAGGAUUCUCUGCUGCUGCCAGUGUUCGGGUUGGGAAUGCUCUUGGUGCAGGAAACAUAGAGCAGGCCAAGCUGUCUUCCAAAGUCCCCAUCAUUUGUACAUUCAUAAUUGCAUGUCUUGUUAGGCAGCUUGCGCAUCGCCAGAUAUUUCAUGGGAUACAUUUCACCAACGAUCAAGACAUUUUACAGAAGGUUGCUGACAUCAUGAUCAUAUUUUUCUUCAUGCAUCUUUGCGACGCCACUGCGGGUGUGGUUGGAGGUGUUCUGAGAGGAGCAGGAAAACAGAUGAUUGGUGCUGCGUGUAACCUGGUGGGACACUACAUCAUCGGCUUUCCUAUUAGUGUGGCCUUGAUGUUUGCAGCACAUAUGGGCGUUGUAGGACUCUGGAUAGGACUUACCAUCUCUGUGUUCAUGCAGUCCAUUUUCUUCGUCAUAUAUGUGUGCAGACUCAAUUGGAAGAAGGUUACUGAGGAGGCUCAGGUGAGAGCAGGAGUUAAAGUCAAAGAUGAAAAGGAGACGGUCAGGAUGGAAAAUAUAGAUUCGAAUCAGAACCAGGCUCAGAUCAGUACUAUUUCAUCCAGUUGUGUGACUGCUGACGAGGAGAGUGCAUACCAGGAGGUACAGAUUUCAGACCAGAACGUGCCCACUACCACUACAGUGGGAGAUGUCCUGUCAGUAAAACAGUUGGUUGUACGACGCGGCCUCGCAUUGCUCAUCAUGAUCCUCAUCCUCGUCGUUGGAAUCUUUGCCAACCACUUCCUUGUCAGGCUGUUUGACUAAGUCCUGAUGUAAAGAUGUAAAGCUAGCAUUCAAACUAAUGGUUGUCAGGAUUGAUAACAUAAAGUUUUAUUAAAUAAUCUUUUCAUAUUAACAAUAAAUCACCUUGUAGUGUGACAGGGUUAUUCGAACUGUCAGUCCUACUGAGGAUCAACACUUGAGUUUGUGCAGCUUUAAGCAACCUUGUCAUAUAUAUACAUGGACAGCCACUCUAUUACAGAGAGCUGAAGGAGACUCAAUAUUUAAAGAGUUAGUGCACAGAGCUAGGCCUGAAAUGCAAGUAUUUGGGCUUGUAAAAAAAAAAAAAAAAAAAAAAAAAGAUAGCAUGAGAGGUCCAGUGUGGGAGAUUUAGUGACAUCUAGUGGUGCAAUUGUGAAUUGCAAAUCCACACCACUCAUGUUGAUGUUCUGUUUCUGUUAAAUGUUCAAGUAUCAGGCAGAGUGCAAACACUGUUGAAUGCAACUUAAAUGAAGAAUUUUGUUUGUUCAUGUUUGUCUCAGUGUUAAAUAUGAUUCAGUAGCUCAGGUAGAGUUAAUAAAGAAAAUUCCAAGAUGUUUUGAUUUUAUUUUUGAUGUUUACACACUAUGUCUUGGGUUCAAAUGUGUAUGUAAAUAUAAAGUGCAGACACAUAAAGGUAAAUGUAUUUUUAGGUGUUGAUAUCGGGAUGGUUUGUUGUUGCAAGACUGAAGACCAAAAUAUGAGAACUCUGAUAUUUUUAUUCAGGUUCCCUUUAAAUGCUAGCUCUUAGCCAAUUUAUGUGGAUUUUGUCACUUUAUACAUGUAAUAUAGAUGUAGAUGUUCCUGAUUCAGUUUGCCGUAGCUGUAGUUUACACAUGAACUUCAUUUAGAGCUCUCAUAAUGUGUUUAUCUCAGCAAGACAUCCACCACUCUUUAUUUUUUAUUUUGUCAACAUUGGUGUUCUGCUGGCUUAUACCAAAGGCCAUAAGGAAAGGGAACAUCAGUAAUUACAAUGUUAUAUAAGCAAUACAAUGUAUUCUGUAUAAUGAGUAGUAUUCUUAUCAUUGUCACCUCUAAAUAUAAAUAAACAAUUAAAUUACUGA